AUGUCUCAUCAGAAAUUACCACUUGCUGCCCCCAUGUUCUAUUCUUGGGACCAUCAUCCUCAAUUUGUAAUCCUUGUAGAAGGAAAAGACAUUAUAGAAGUAGAUGUGAUAUAUGAAGGUAUGAGGAAUUACGAGCCUCGUGCAAGCUCUUCGUGUGCAGCUUGUAAGUUCUUGAAAAGAAGAUGCACUCCCAACUGCAUAUUUGCUCCAUAUUUUCGCUCAGACGAGCCAAAAAAAUUUGCCAAAGUACACAAGGUUUUUGGUGCAAGCAAUGUGAGUAAGAUCUUGAUUGAAGUGCCUGAAGAGCAACGUGAAGACACGGUGAAUUCUCUAGCUUAUGAGGCUGAGGCAAGGCUUAGAGAUCCUGUCUAUGGUUGCAUUGGUGCUAUAGCUUUGUUGCAAAGAAAAAUGGUUGAGCUACAAGUUGAUCUUGCCAUUGCUCGAGCUCGUCUAGCUCGGCAUGCUGCCAAUUCUUCUCCUAUCUUGAAUGAUCAUGGUAUCAUGAUACCUACUUUCGCUGAAUUUCCUGCUUGUGGUGGAUUGGUUGACAGUUUUAGCCAGAAUUCAUCCGAUACCAUGAAUGAUUUCAGCCAAUUCCCAUAUAUAUUUUAA
This is a messenger RNA of Dovyalis caffra, 612 nucleotides long. Lineage: Eukaryota; Viridiplantae; Streptophyta; Magnoliopsida; Malpighiales; Salicaceae. The record is from the annotation of a GenBank genome assembly.